This is a messenger RNA of Pogonomyrmex barbatus (red harvester ant), 1330 nucleotides long. Its product is annotated as putative odorant receptor 71a. The record is from RefSeq and is a predicted model, not a curated record. Gene Ontology annotation, cellular component: plasma membrane. Gene Ontology annotation, biological process: detection of chemical stimulus involved in sensory perception of smell; sensory perception of smell. NCBI's taxonomy places the organism in Eukaryota, Metazoa, Arthropoda, Insecta, Hymenoptera, Formicidae. Gene Ontology annotation, molecular function: odorant binding; olfactory receptor activity.
CGCGAUCAUCAACUUGGUGCAAGUAUUGCUGACGAAACCAUGUAAACCUCGUGACGAGGAUGAAAUGACAAUACAAACGAAAUAUGAUAAAUUUAUCAGUAUACUGGUAUUAUGUACGAGUGUAUAUUACUUGUCAACACAUAUUACGGACCUGUAUGGAACCGCGUCUUUAUUAGUAUACACAAUUUGUAUGUUUGUACAAAUCUACGUUUACUGCUGGUCUGGAAACGAAGUCAUUCUUAAGAGUACGAGCAUAGGAGAUGCUAUAUUUCGUAUGGACUGGCCAUUAUUGUCAAUUAAUGAAAAGAAAAAAUUGUUGAUGAUUAUGAUACGUAGUACAAUUCCUAUAAAGUUUACCAGCAGUUUUUUGAUAACUUUAUCUCUGCAAUCGUACAGCAACAUUUUGAAAACAUCAUACUCAGCAUUCAAUCUACUUCAAAAGUGAAAUACGAACAACUAAUAAUGUAAUGUAUUUGACACGAUAAUUAUGUAGUUUCUCAUAAAUUAGUGACAUAAAAUUAAAUCUUCAAACUUCUAUUUACAUAGUCUUUUCAAUCUUUCUUCAUCAAUCUUUCUAUUUCAAUUUUGAGAGUAUUGAUACGUAUUCUUACGUAUUAAAUAUGUAUAUUUUAUGCACGAUUUAAUGAAAUGCACGUAUUGAUUUGAUGUUGCAAGUAGCAGUAGCAUUAGCUUCGAUGUUAGAACGAAAACAUAUUUAUAAUUUUUCAAGUGAUGCCAUAUGUGAUAUAUCGCGUUCAGAAUUGAUAUAUAUCUACCUUGUAUAGUUAAUAGCCUAUAUACACGUGCAAACAGUCAACUUGAAGAAUAUCUAAAUAUACUAUAUAUUGCUCGUAUUAUUAUGUUGCCUUGCCUAUUUUAUGCAAUAAAGUGGUAAUUCUUUGCAAAAAUUCUACUUUACUAGUUCCGAUAAAUGUAAAAAUAUACAAAUAUUUUAUUCGAUGGAAACGCAUGAAACAAUGUACAUGACUCCCCACGACGACAAUCCUCGGUGGUUGUGGAAGAAAAACUUUCACGAUUAUAGAUAUUUACACAGGAGCGGAAACGAACAUGCUUGCCAUAAUGAAUGAUUAAAUGAUUUCAUCGUCGGUUUUAUAACGAAGUAAUUGAUGACAAUGGAGUUAAGAAGUUAAAGUAUGUAAAACAAUAUACGCAGUCUGUUAUAGGAGGUACUCGAUUAUACUUAUACAGACUUUAUUUAUAAUAACAGGGUUAAUAUUUGUUAAUUGUGUCGUAAAACUAUUAUACUUGAAAAUAUGAAAACUGGUAUUCCAAAAAAAGUGUGCGUAAUUAUUUAUAAAUAUUGUUUAUG